This is a messenger RNA of Sitophilus oryzae (rice weevil), 1420 nucleotides long. RefSeq lists its product as uncharacterized. The transcript is spliced from 5 exons. The coding region runs from base 267 to 1166 and encodes 299 amino acids. The record is from RefSeq and is a predicted model, not a curated record. Lineage: Eukaryota; Metazoa; Arthropoda; Insecta; Coleoptera; Curculionidae. Gene Ontology annotation, cellular component: nucleus.
GCCAAUUCUUGACGGCAAUAGAAUAGAACAAUCGUCAGGGAUCGUUCUACGCUUCUACUCUAUUGCCGUUCUCUUAAGAUCACAUUUCCGUAUUCUGGAGUAUAAAGGAGGGAGCAUCGAACAGGGGAACGUAGCCACAGUGAUGCCAAAUUUCUUGACCAAUCAUAAAGCCGAAUUUUUUGACAGUAGGAAUCUGUCAUGUCAAUUGUCAUCGGUUCAGGGUUAUUCCACAUGAUUUUUGAAGUUUAUUUCCCAAAGUAUGAGUUAUGGAACAGGAGAGGAAAAGAAUUAAGUCUAAUCCAAUAACACCAAGACAAAAAGAAAUAUUGGUAGAAUUUAUUUCUGCACGAAAAGAAAUGUAUACUGGAAAAUUAACUCCAAUGUAUACCAGAGAAAAAAUGUUAAAAAACUGGCAGGAGAUAACGAAUAUCCUAAAUAGUGUUCCGGAAGGCCCUGCCAAAGAUUGGAAACAAUGGAGAAAGAGCUGGGUGGAUAUAAAAAAGAACACGAAAUCAAGACAUUCUGACCAAAAGAAAUAUAUGGCUGGCACUGGGGGUGGUCCACCACCUUAUCUUCCACCUGAUGAUCUUCCCGAAUCGAAGAAAGGUUUUAAAUAUUAUCACACCAGUUGCAAUUAUGAUGACAUCUUUGAAAAUACUGAUGAUGUAAACCUCGAUAUAAGCCAUCAAUCAAACACCACAGAUUAUAUCUUGGAAGAAAAUAUCCCAGACUUAGAGUCUAUUACCAGGAGUUAUGCGAGUGAAUAUGCUAACACGUCUACUUCUGUUAAAAGCAACAAUGUCCAUGAUUAUUGCCUUACAGAAAAUCACAAGCCACAAUCACCUUCAAUGAAGUUUGGAGUUGAUGCGGAAAAGACAGAAACUUCAAAGGUGAGUUUUAGCCGCCAAAAAAGGACUAAAAUUGGCAGGCUGGAGUAUUCAUUAAGAAAUAAUGAUAGAUUAUUGAAAUUAACUGAAGAAAACAAUAAUUCGGAAAAAGAAUACAAACAAAGAAAACUGUUGCUGUUGGAAAAUGAUUCAUUACAGAAAAGUGGGUACAAUGACCGAAAAGCUCUGGCACUUGAAACCAUUGCGAAUGCCCACAAACAAAUUGCAAUAGACAUUCAAGUUAUUAAAAAUGCGAUAACACAAAGUCAAAAGCAGUAAAAUAGUUUGUUAUUAAGACUGUUGUAGAAUUGUUUUGUUUUUUUGUUUGGUUUAUUCAGAAGGAUCCAGCACUGUUUACCAUUACAAUUAGACAUAUUUUACCCUUACCCAGUGCCGGGUCCUAAAGUUUAUUAUUUAGUUUUUAGUCUUAACUUUUUCAUGUUUAGAUAUCCUUGAUCUCAUUUUUUGUGAUUUUCAUUUUUCAUAAAACUUCAUUAUAUGCAUAGAUAGGCAUACUUAAUACCUAUGUAAAU